ACACUUUUCACUGAUGUCACUUCCUGGUUAGACAUGUCUGGCAUUAUUGGUCGUUCUGUGGUCAUCCAUGAAGCAGAAAAAGGAGGUCCAAGAAUUGCGUGUGCCAAUGUUACGAAGAUGCGCGUCCCUGCAGCGAUGUCAGGGAAUUGGUUAGGCCCUGGAUCAUCCAGUGGCCAGGUGAAAUUCUCUCAAGAUGUCCCUCAAGGCCCUACAGGAGUCAAGGUGUCCUUAAAAAAUCUGCAGUCCUUAGCUGGAGGCUACCAUGUCCACAUCUUGUCCAUUAUUGUUGGCAGCAUUGAUCCUUGUUCAAAUGCAAACAUCCUUGGCCACUUUAACCCACUGGCCUGGAACACAUCUAGUUCUCCCUCACCCGGUGAAGGCACAGUGGACCAGUAUGAGAUCGGGGACAUCAGUGGGAAGUUUGGGAUGCUUACUGGCCAGAAUGAGUUUGAAGCUAUCUACAUGGACCCAAACAUGCCGCUUACUGGACCUUACAGCAUCAUGGGAAGAUCUGUUGUAAUCCACUACACAAAUGGAUCACGUAUGGUGUGUGCAGAUGUCUUGCCUGACACAAAUACAGAUGGACAAUGGACACUUGCAAAGGCUACAUUUAAUGGAACAGUGACUGGGACAGUUGCACUGCGCCAGCAGAUGUUUCCUGAUGGGAGUAGCGGUGAUGUCAUACUGGAAAUGGACCUCAAAUCAUCUUCAGGUCAAAGUAUUCCUGCGGCCUCCCUGUUUAUCGCAAGCAACCGUGUGGGUGCAACAAGCGGGCUGUGUACCAACGUGGGAGACAUUUUCAACCCCUUCAACAUGAAACUACUGAGCUCCAGCUGUUCGCUCCAAAACCAGUUGAGCUGUGUGGUGGGAGAAUUUUCUGAAAGACAAGGCAAUGUCAGCCUGAUUGGAAGAGAAGUUUACUCUGACAGCAACAUCCAGCUCUCAGGAGAUAACACAGUUGUCUUCAGGUCUCUUGUGCUGAAGAAUGGGAGCAGCAUCCUUGCGUGUGCCGACAUCCUCCCACAAUCCCAAUCUGCAGAGCAGACCUUUCCCAAAUUGAGCGCCUUUAGCCGGUAUGAUUUCCGAAGGAGAGUUGCAGAUGUUCUGCAGGCAGAAAUGGCGAGGAUAACCAUCUUGCCCGGCUCUCCCUCCUUUACAGAAAACGGCCAGUGCCAAACGGUCAACUUCAUGGUGUCGGGGGAUGUCCGCACAGAUCUUCUGAGUUCUGUCAAAACGAGUGGGCUAAUGGGCCCAUUCAGAGAAAGCGCCACAUGUACACGAAGUUCUGCAGGGCAGCUGGUGCUGCCAGAAAUCUUCUCCCUGUGUCUGAUGUUUGCUGCUGCCUUCCUGCUGCCGUCUGCAGCCUCUUGCUAAAAGCAGAGUCCCGUUUUGACCUCAACUCAUCAGUGCAGACACACGGGUCCUGCUGUUGUAAAACUGUGAAUUUGAAAUGUCACGCAUCAAAUGUUGCAGUAGUGACUGGGCAAAUAAUGUGCAUAUAUGUAUAUAUGUUUUGUGCAAAUGAAGAUCUUCCAGGGGUUUUUUGUUGAAGAACCAGUUGAGGCUAUAAAUAUUUAUAAACUAGUCAUUGGUAUGCCUGCUUUUGUUUUGUUUUUUUGUAGGAAUGUGUUGUGUAUUGCUAUUCGUUUGGGCAAGAGGUACUUGUGUUUGUGAACUACAUUUUGAAAUGUCAAUUUUCUAUGAACAUAUUGCUAUAGCACAAUCAACUUCUAUAUAUGAUUUUGAAUAAAGUUUUUCAGAAUUGUA
This is a messenger RNA of Poeciliopsis prolifica (blackstripe livebearer), 1767 nucleotides long. RefSeq lists its product as uncharacterized. Bases 34 to 1374 code for a protein of 446 amino acids. Gene Ontology annotation, biological process: superoxide metabolic process. The transcript is spliced from 9 exons. Gene Ontology annotation, molecular function: metal ion binding. Lineage: Eukaryota; Metazoa; Chordata; Actinopteri; Cyprinodontiformes; Poeciliidae. The record is from RefSeq and is a predicted model, not a curated record.